Aegilops tauschii subsp. strangulata is the source of this 1194-nucleotide messenger RNA. The record is from RefSeq and is a predicted model, not a curated record. NCBI's taxonomy places the organism in Eukaryota, Viridiplantae, Streptophyta, Magnoliopsida, Poales, Poaceae.
AUGACCAACUCUCGGAUUUUUUCUAAGGACAAGGACGAUGCGGGGCCUUUUGUUACAACAGAUGUGUUGGUUAAGCUCAAGGGCUGCGCAUUCACGUUCAGGAAGGAACCGGCUGGAUACAUUCCUGAUCCUGACUUUGUCCCGUUUAUCUGGAGACGCAAGGGUGAUGAUGUUGAUGAUGAGAGCGGCGCCAAGGAGAAGGACGAUGUGGUGGAGACCUCAGAGCACACCAGGAACCCUUCCAAUCAUCCGUCUCCUAGUUCUGCUCCGGCGAAUAAAAUCCAUGAGACUCAAGUUCAACAACGUGUAUUGUCGAGUGUGGUCUCUAGAGAUGUGACGGGAUGUGGUUCAGUGCUCUUAGCACAGGAGUCUGCCUCGCCUUCUACGCCACGGGCUAUCGUUGUGUCGCAGCCGUCGUCGCCUUCUCGGACUGCAACGUCGUCGCCCGCUGCCCUCCAGUCGGUGCGGAUCACCGGCGGCUCAGCGGGAAGCCCAGACUCUUCACCUGCUGAGGUGGCGCCACAGCCGCCGCCGUCGACGCGGACGGCGCCGUGGCAGACGGCUGUCUCCAAGCCGGUGCAGGCAGCCGGAGUUUCAGCGGGGCGCGCUAUAGCACCUUCAACUAGCAGGCAUCCAGCGGCUCGGGUAGGGCCAACCCAGCUUGCACCUCAGUUGGAGCCGUGCAUGCAUGCUUCGAGUGUGCUGGGACACAAAGGACUGGCCUCGGGUAUGCAGCCAUGCAACACUACACAUUCAACUGUUAUUCGAUCUUCAUCGGAGCCGGACGCGCCCGUGGCUGCUCAACAAUUUCUGAUGAAGCCAAAAGUGUGCGUCUUACCCAUGGACGCACCACCUGUGGUCCUGCCUCCAGACACGCCAUCUUCGGCGGCGGUGUUGAGUUUAUCGGUGGUCGUGACUGCCGGAGAGGGGGAUGCUACUACACCCUCAUCCCCUCCUCCGGUGGAGGUUCCUACACGUCUUUCUUCAUCGGAGGUAACACCCACAUGUCACAUUGCCCGUCAUGCGGUGGCCGACGAUGGAACGGCGGACACCGACGAAGACUCUUUGGCCAAGGCUAUGCGGCGUAAAGCUGUGCAGAACCUCGACAACCAAGGAAAUAAUGAGAAUGAUAUUUCUGUUUCCACAAACGCAUUGAGACAUUUGGAAUAUGACCGAUUAAAGGUUACUCCAUGA